Schistocerca cancellata (South American locust) is the source of this 1856-nucleotide messenger RNA. Its product is annotated as cytochrome P450 6a2-like. The record is from RefSeq and is a predicted model, not a curated record. Gene Ontology annotation, molecular function: heme binding; oxidoreductase activity, acting on paired donors, with incorporation or reduction of molecular oxygen; iron ion binding. The coding region runs from base 165 to 1712 and encodes 515 amino acids. Lineage: Eukaryota; Metazoa; Arthropoda; Insecta; Orthoptera; Acrididae. The transcript has 9 exons.
GCCCGUGAGCAACAAACACUCUUCUCUCUCGCUGUGGCUACUGCAGCAGAUACCUGCCGGCCGCAAGACUGCACCUACAACUGUACCAACUGACCACUGUCUGUGACGUCGCGACCUUUCGCCUACGUCAACGUACAGAAAGGAGUUGGAAGCAGAUAAACUUCAUGGCCGUCGACUGGUUUACUACCUGCGCCCUGGUGGUGUUGGCUGCUUGGCUGCUAUGGAAGUACCUGUCGUGGAACCACAACUACUGGCAACGCCUGGGCGUGCCUUGUGUGGAACCCUCGGUGCCUUUCGGCAAUUUCAAAGACUUAUUUCUUGGCAAGACAUCGCCAACAGAAUCGUUCCUAGAGAUUUAUCGCAAGAUGGAUGGUGUGCCGUUCUGCGGCGUCUACCGUGUGCGGGAAGUAGCGCUGCUCGUGAGGGACGCCGACCUGGUACGUCAGAUGCUGAUCAGGGACUUCCCCUCCUUCCAGGACAACAACAGCUUUGUCGACGAAAAACUAGAUCCCGUAUUCGCGAGGAACCCAUUCUUUCUCAAGGGUGAAAGGUGGAGGAAAGUCCGGUCUCAGCUGAGUCCGUCGUUCACAGCUAGCCGCCUGAAACCCAUGUUCCUGCUGAUCAAAGACGUCUGCGAUAACAUGGUGCGAGUGCUGAAAGAAGAGGGGCCAAAAGCUAGUUCAGACGGGUUGGAGGCGUGGCGUCUGUGCAUGCGGUACACGGCCGACGUGGUUUCGUCGUGUGCGCUGGGCGUCAGAGGACGCGCCCUUGAGGACGAGCACUCGCCUUUACAAAAAAUGUUUGAGAAGCUUCUUGAGCCAACCCUCAUGACCAUUUUGACGAUCUUUGUCACGGCUACGUCACCGAAAUUGGCUGCGCUUCUCCGUCUAAGGUUGAUGCCUGUGGAGGUCCAUAAGUUCGUGCACAAAUUGGUGACGGACACAAUCGCCCAGAGAGAAAGUGGAAACGUGCAGCGCAGAGACUACCUGCAGCUGCUGGUUGACCUCAAGACCAAGGGCUUCCUCGACAGUGAGGGGCAGGUGCUCGCCGAUAAGUCGAGCUUCACAGACAUUGACAUAGUGGCGCAGGUGAUGACAUUCAUGACGGACGGAACCCACACCAGCGCCACGACCAUGUCGUUCGCUCUUUACGAGUUGGCUCUACAUGAAGACAUCCAACAACAUCUACGGGAGGAACUGCGAGAGGCGGUGGACAAGCACGGCGGGCAGCUGGGAUACGACGCCAUCAACGACUGCACCUACCUCGACAUGGUCUUCUCAGAGGCGCUGCGACUGCACCCGCCUGUCGGACACCUGGAGAAGACGUGCACGGCGGCCUACUCCAUGAGGACACCCUCGGGCCGCACCUUCACUCUGCAGCCGGGCACCACGGUCAUGAUCUCCAUCGCUGGCCUGCACAGGGACCCGCGCUACUUCCCGGAACCGGACGUCUUCGAUCCUGAACGCUUCUCGCCGGACAAGAAAGAUCGUAACGCCAUGCAGGCGUACAUGCCUUUUGGACUGGGUGCGCGCUCUUGCAUAGGACAACGUUUCGCACAGUCACAGGUGAAGAUGGGCCUCGCCACCCUAGUACUGAACUUCAAGAUCACCACCACCCCACGAACUCCAGUGCCUCUCGAACUGGAUCCCAGAGGGUUCCUGAGGACCGCCAAGGGCGGAUUAUGGCUCCGUUUCCAACCUCUGGCUCACUGACCGUGUCAAUCAAAGCGGAUGUAAUUAAUUCUAAUCCUCGAGGUUUCAUAUGUGCUGUGCUGAGUUGUACAUGUGACAUGUGACAUUUCACUUAUGACCAAUGUGGAUAAUUAUUAUUAAUAAACACUCUUACAUUUACAACAA